AUGUCAAUUUUAUUAAAUAUUCUCUGGUUAUUCUAUAAUCUAUUGAUAAUUGGUAAUAAAUCUACAAAAGAAAUAAGUUAUAGAGGUAUAUCUAUAACAUGGCGUCGUCUUCCAUCAAUAAAAUCUGAUGUUAUUUCACUGGAAAUAAUUCUAUCAAUAUCUUUAACAGAUAAAAUAUCUAAUCUAUGUGAUUUUCAUCAUUCAAAAUUCUAUAAAAUCGAUGAUAAGUUUGGUAUAGAAUGUAUAGAUUCAUGGGAUAAUUGUAUUUCAUGGCCAUUUCACAUUUUAUAUAUUGAAUGUCAAUCAAAAAUUCAUGAUUAUCCACAGACUAUGAUUUUUAAUAAAAUAAAUCUUUCACUUCCUUCAAUAUUUAAUUCAAGUAAUAUUUAUUAUAAAUUUCGAUUUCCAUCAUUAAAUUGUUCAUGUUAUUGGUAUAAUAUUGAUUCAUCUGAAAAUCAAAUUGAAUUAAUAUCUUAUUUAAAUUUAAUUGAAAUCGAAAAAUUAAAUUCUCCUCCAAUAGCUCGUUUUCCUGAACAUAUUUAUAUAAAUUUCAAUGAAGAUUUGAUUUAUUCACUUGAAAUAUUUGAUCCUGAUGAAGAUCUAUUUCAUUGUUAUUUAUUAUCAUCAUUAAUCUCUUCAAUAAUAAUUCAAGAAAAUUGUAUUUUAAUAAUAAAAGCAAACAGUCAAAUAAAUCAAUAUGAAAUUCUGAUUCAAAUUGAAAUUAUUGAAUAUUUUAAUAAGAAUAAGAAUCAAAUACGUUCUCGUUUACCAUAUCAUUUUAUUGUAUUUAUUGAUAAUGAAAAUAAAACAGAUAUAUGUACUAAUAAACCUUUGAUUAAUUUCUUAAAUAUUGAGAAUAAUUUAAUUCAUGUUGCAUUAAAUCAACCAAUUGAAAUUCAUUUAAUAUCACAAAGUCAAUGUCAAAUUGAAAUGGAUGAAUGUUUUAUUCUAAGUGGAUUUUAUUGGAAAAUAAUUCAAUCAAUUAUAUAUGAACAUCAAAGUCAAAUUCAAUUACAAUUUCAAUGGAUUCCAAAAUCUAUUCAACAAUGUGGAUAUCAUAUUCAUUGUAUUCGAUGUUUAGAUCAAUUUCAAAAUUAUAAUGACAAAUGUAUUAAUAUCUUAGUUUAUGGAAAUGAUUGUCGUAAGUUUAUUCUUGCGUGUGGAAAGUAA
Adineta steineri is the source of this 1170-nucleotide messenger RNA. The record is from the annotation of a GenBank genome assembly. Lineage: Eukaryota; Metazoa; Rotifera; Eurotatoria; Adinetida; Adinetidae.